AUGUCUCUGGGUGGAGGCGUCGGGGCAGGGGAGGUGCACGCAAGGAGAAAAAAGAAGGACCGCCAUGCGUACCAUCAGGUCGACGCCGCGGGCUCCUCUCAGCCUUUCAGCGGCAUGCCUCCUCCUGGGACCCCCGCUUCGUCGUUCCUGAACACUCCCGGUCCAGUCUCGCCAGUGUCUCCUGGUGGUGUUGGUGUCGGUGUCGGUGUCGGUGUCGGUGGACAAUUCAUCAACCCCCAGGGCGUGGCCCAGAUGAACCAAUUCCCCGCCCAGGCAGGCGUCGACGUCUCUGCUGCUACGCCCUUGUCGCCGAAUCCCUUCACCUCGCCAGUGCCAACCCCCGGCGCUAAUGGAGUCGGGCUUGGGCCGUCGCCCGCCUUUGUACCGGCGUCGGGUCAGCAGCAGGUAUCUCCCGACGAGAUGCCGAGCAUCCCCCUUUCGCGGGAUGCCCUCCAAGAGUUCUACCUCAAGAACAUCUACCCGACUUUCGAGAGACACGUCCCCCCUCCGUCCACGACCUCGUUCGUCGCCUUCGAUCAGGGAAACGCCUCCCCGAAGUUCGCCCGCCUCACCAUGAAUAACAUCCCGGCCACGGCCGAGGGCCUGGCUAGCACGGGCCUUCCCUUGGGUCUGGUCUUGCAACCCUUGGCCGCGCUCCAGCAAGGCGAGCUCGAGAUUCCCGUUAUCGAUUUCGGCGACGUUGGACCCCCGAGAUGUCGCCGGUGCCGGGCCUACAUCAACCCUUUCAUGAUGUUCAGGUCCGGCGGCAACCGAUACGUCUGCAACCUCUGCUCCUAUCCCAACGAUACGCCGUCCGAGUACUUCGCAGCCACCACGCCGCAGGGCGUGAGAGUGGACCGAGAUCACCGACCUGAGCUGACGCGUGGAACCGUCGAGUUCGUCGUGCCUAAGGAGUAUUGGACGAGGGAGCCUGUCGGCCUGCGCCUGCUCUUCCUCAUCGACGUCACGCAGGAAUCCUACACGAAGGGCUUUGUCGAGUCUUUCUGUGAAGGUAUUCUCGCCGCCCUGUACGGGGGAGAAGAAGAGGACGAGGACGGUGAGCCUAAGCGGCAAAUACCUCUCGGUGCAAAGGUCGGCUUCGUUUCGUUCGACAAGGACAUCCAUUUCUACAACGUCAACCCGGCCCUCGACCAAGCCCAAAUGAUGAUCAUGCCGGACCUCGAGGAUCCCUUCGUCCCCCUGAGCGACGGCUUGUUUAUUGACCCUUACGAAUCAAAGGCUGUGAUCACAUCGCUCCUGACUAGAUUGCCGGAAAUGUUUUCCACAGUCAAGAACCCAGAGCCUGCCCUUCUGGCCACCCUCAAUUCGGCCGUUGCCGCCCUGGAGAAAACCGGUGGCAAGAUCAUCUGCUCGUGCACAGCACUGCCGACGUGGGGUCCUGGUCGCCUGUUCUUGAGGGACGACGGCAAGCAUCCGGGCGGAGAAGUCGACAAGAAGCUCUUCACGACAGAACAUCCUGCUUGGAAGAGGACGACGGAAAAGAUGGUCGCGGCCGGAAUCGGUGCCGACUUCUUCCUCGCCGCCCCUUCCGGUGGAUAUCUCGAUAUCGGCACCAUCGGUCAUGUCGCCGCCACAACCGGUGGCGAGACUUUCUACUACCCCAACUUCAUCGGGGCUCGAGAUAACACCAAGCUCUCGGAGGAGAUCAAGCAUGCGGUGACGCGCGAGACGGGCUUCCAGGUCCUUAUGAAGGUCCGGUGCUCGACGGGACUGCAGGUUUCGGCCUACCACGGCAACUUUGUCCAACACACGUUCGGCGCCGACCUCGAGAUCGGGGUCAUGGACGCCGACAAGGCUCUCGGCGUGACCUUCACCUACGACGGCAAACUCGACUCCAAGCUGGAUGCGCACUUCCAGUCUGCGCUUCUGUACACGACGGCCUCGGGACAGCGGAGAGUGCGAUGCACCAACGUGAUUGCCAGUGUUAGCGACAAUGCGCGCGAUUGCGUCAAGUUCAUCGACCAGGACGCCGUCUUCACCAUGUUUGCCAAGGAGGCGGGCACGAAGCUGGCGACCACGUCGGCGAAUCUCAAGGACAUUCGGAACUUCCUCACCGAGCGGACGAUCGAUGUCCUGGCGUGCUACCGCAAGAACUUCCUCACGCAGGCGCAUCCGCCGAGCCAGCUCGUGAUGCCGGAGCGACUGAAGGAGCUUUCCAUGUACAUGCUGGGCCUCAUCAAGUCCCGGGCGUUCAAGGGGGGCAACGAGAGUACGGAUCGCAGGACGCACGAGCAACGGAUGAUCCGAUCGAUGGGGCCGCUCGAAUUGAGCUUAUACCUCUACCCUCGGAUGAUCCCCAUCCACAACCUACAGGCGGAGGAAGGGUUCCCCGACGCGUCGGGACACCUCAAGCUGCCCCCGUCCAGCCGGGCCUCGUUCUCCCGGGUCGAGCCCGGCGGCGUCUAUCUCGUGGACAACGGGCAGCAGUGUCUGAUUUGGUUCCACGCACAGACGUCGCCCAACCUCAUCGCCGACCUGUUCGGCGAAGACAAGACGAGCCUGCAGAGCCUCGACGCCUAUACUUCCUCCCUUCCCGUCCUUCCGACCCACCUGAACGCGCAGGUGCGGAACAUUCUGGAAUUCCUGAAGCUGCUGCGCGGGUCCAAGGGCAUGGCCAUUCAGCUGGCCCGUCAAGGCAUCGACGGGGCCGAGUACGAGUUUGCGCGUAUGCUGGUGGAGGAUCGGAACAACGAGGCCCAGAGCUACAUCGACUGGCUCGUCCAUCUUCACAAGGGCGUUCAACUUGAGCUGUCGGGACAGAGAAAGAGGGGAGACCACGCGACAGAUGGCGGCGUAUUGUCGAACUUUACCGGCUUACGACCAGGCUACUGGUGA
Sodiomyces alkalinus F11 is the source of this 2856-nucleotide messenger RNA. RefSeq names its product Sec23/Sec24 family protein. Bases 1 to 2856 code for a protein of 951 amino acids. The record is from RefSeq and is a predicted model, not a curated record. The transcript has 4 exons. NCBI's taxonomy places the organism in Eukaryota, Fungi, Ascomycota, Sordariomycetes, Glomerellales, Plectosphaerellaceae. Gene Ontology annotation, biological process: COPII-coated vesicle cargo loading; endoplasmic reticulum to Golgi vesicle-mediated transport; intracellular protein transport. Gene Ontology annotation, molecular function: zinc ion binding; SNARE binding. Gene Ontology annotation, cellular component: endoplasmic reticulum exit site; COPII vesicle coat.